This is a messenger RNA of Paramisgurnus dabryanus, 2554 nucleotides long. RefSeq names its product excision repair cross-complementation group 2 (gene ercc2). NCBI's taxonomy places the organism in Eukaryota, Metazoa, Chordata, Actinopteri, Cypriniformes, Cobitidae. Gene Ontology annotation, cellular component: nucleus. Gene Ontology annotation, molecular function: damaged DNA binding; ATP binding; DNA helicase activity. The record is from RefSeq and is a predicted model, not a curated record. Gene Ontology annotation, biological process: nucleotide-excision repair; positive regulation of mitotic recombination; transcription by RNA polymerase II.
UCGUGCUAUUGUUAAUGCCUGAUCGACUCUUUACAUGACUGUUGUCUGUCCAUACCACUGAUGUAGAUAGAGACGCAUUUAUUUGCGAAAUAGUGUAAAACUGACAUCGAGACAGAAGUCUCGCCACAAGCCAACAUGAAGAUAAACAUCGAUGGAUUAUUAGUCUACUUUCCGUAUGACUACAUUUAUCCCGAACAAUACUCAUACAUGCUUGAACUCAAGAGGACACUUGAUGCAAAGGGUCAUGGAGUUCUCGAGAUGCCUUCAGGAACAGGAAAAACAAUUUCUCUUCUUUCCCUCAUCGUUGCUUACCAGAAGGCCUACCCAUUAGAAGUGACUAAACUCAUCUACUGCUCUCGGACUGUACCAGAGAUAGAGAAGGUUGUGGAGGAGUUAAGGAAACUUAUAGAUUACUACGCAAAGGAAACAGGAGCCCAAGCCAACUUCCUUGCACUUGCACUUUCUUCAAGAAAAAAUCUGUGCAUUCAUCCUGAGGUGAGCUCUCUGCGAUUCGGAAAAGAAGUAGAUGGAAAGUGUCACAGCCUGACAGCGUCAUACAUACGAGCACAGCAUCACAGUAACCCAGGUCAACCUGUCUGCAAGUUCUACGAGGAAUUUGAUGCAGUAGGUAAACAGGUGCCCAUUCCUGCUGGCAUAUAUAACUUGGAUGAUCUGAAGGACUUUGGGCGUAAAAAGGGCUGGUGUCCAUAUUUUGUGGCGCGUUACGCGAUUCUCCAUGCAAACAUAGUAGUGUACAGCUACCAUUACCUGCUAGACCCAAAAAUUGCAGACCUGGUCUCGAAAGAGCUCGCAAAAAAAUCUGUAGUUGUUUUUGAUGAGGCUCACAACAUAGAUAACGUGUGUAUUGAUUCCAUGAGCGUCAAUAUUACCAGGAGGACGCUGGAUCGCAGUCAGGCUAAUGUGGAAACCCUGCAAAACACCAUUAGCAAAAUUAAGGAAACAGAUGCUGCCAAACUUCGAGAAGAAUACAGGAGAUUAGUUGAGGGUCUUAAAGAAGCGAAUGUUGCCCGAGAAACUGACAUUUAUCUCUCCAAUCCAGUUCUGCCAGAUGAAAUUCUCAAAGAGGCUGUGCCUGGCAGUAUCCGAACAGCAGAGCAUUUUGUGGGCUUUAUGAAGCGUUUCCUUGAGUACCUGAAGGCUCGUCUGCGUGUCCAUCAUGUGGUGCAGGAGAGCGCGCCUCAGUUCCUCAAAGACAUCUUUGAGAAAGUUUGCAUCGACCGCAAGCCUCUGAGAUUUUGUGCCGAAAGGCUGCGGUCACUGCUAAGGACGUUGGAGAUUGCAGAUAUUGCUGACUUCUCUGCCAUUACUCUGAUCUCUCACUUUGCAACGCUUGUCAGCACCUACAGCAAAGGUUUCACCAUCAUCAUUGAGCCCUUUGAAGAUAAAACGCCAACAAUAGCCAAUCCAGUUCUUCACUUCAGCUGUAUGGACCCCUCUAUUGCCAUAAAGCCUGUGUUUGGACGCUUUCAGACAGUCAUUAUCACAUCAGGGACGCUGUCUCCGCUGGACAUCUACCCACGUAUCCUCGACUUCCGACCAGUCACUAUAGCAUCCUUCACCAUGACGCUGGCACGAACCUGUCUUUGCCCUCUUAUUGUUGGACGAGGCAACGAUCAGGUAGCGAUGACUUCCAAAUUUGAGACCAGAGAAGAUUUUGCUGUGAUCCGUAACUAUGGAAACCUGCUGCUGGAAAUGUCCGCCAUUGUCCCUGAUGGAAUCGUGGCGUUCUUCACAAGUUACGUGUACAUGGAAAACAUUGUAGCCUCGUGGUAUGAACAGGGUAUUCUUGAAAACAUUCAGAGGAACAAGCUGAUUUUCAUAGAGACCCAGGAUGCAGCAGAGACGAGCAUGGCUCUGGAGAAGUACCAGGAGGCCUGUGAGAAUGGCAGAGGAGCGAUUCUUCUUUCAGUGGCCAGAGGGAAAGUGUCUGAGGGAAUUGACUUUGUUCAUCAUUUUGGCCGAGCUGUUAUCAUGUUUGGAGUGCCAUAUGUUUACACUCAGAGCCGUAUUCUCAAGGCACGGUUGGAAUACCUCAGAGAUCAGUUUCAAAUCCGGGAAAAUGACUUUCUGACCUUCGACGCGAUGCGUCACGCAGCACAGUGUGUGGGUAGAGCCAUCCGAGGCAAAACCGACUACGGUCUUAUGAUUUUUGCUGACAAGCGUUACGCACGAGCGGAUAAGCGAGGGAAGUUGCCCCGCUGGAUCCAAGAACACCUUACGGAUGGAAGCCUAAAUCUCACCAUUGACGAGACUGUUCAGUUAUCUAAGCACUUUCUACGACAGAUGGCCCAGCCCUUCAGACGGGAGGAUCAGUUGGGUCUGUCUCUGCUGACCCUGGAACAGUUGCAGUCUGAAGACAUGCUCCAGAAAAUUGCCCAGAUUGCUCAGCAAGCCUGAGAUUGUUAGAUGGGAAUUGUGUCAACUACCUAACAUAUGUAUAUAUAUUUAUACAUUCUUUUUUUUUUUUAAAACAUACUUUUACUAUGUUUUCUACAACAAUCCCAGAGGCAUUAAUAAAUGCUGUUCUUUUUUA